CACCCCACCCAUCAUCGUCGCCCCUCCCACUCUCUCUCCCCCCUAUUUUCCUCCUCGAGCCCCGAGACGCAGGCGACAGCGCAGCAGGCAGAGGCAGCAGCGGACGGGAGGAACCGGGCUCCCCCUCCCCCCCCUCCGCUCCUCGUCCCUCCCUCCCACGCCGCCGAUCGGCCGAUCGGGAGGAAGGAAGGGGGCCGAUCGGGAGGCGCUGCGCCGGACGCACGGACGGCGCUCUGGGUCCGCUGAAGCCAGGGAGACAGUUUCGUAGCCGGAGGCUGCAAGGGCUUCCAUCAUUUGUCUCUGUGAUUCGUUGCUGCUCUUGGACUUGAGGAUUAUCUACUUCAAGUUUCAACCGAUGCUUAUUAGCGAGUGAUUGUUUAUUCUACUGAAAUCAUUUGAGCUCCUCAUCAAGUCACCAAGGAACACAGGUUUUGAUGCAACAUAAUAGGGUCACUAUGCUGUCUUCCUCGGAAACAUGCCACCUUGGUUCUAGUUCCAACAACCAGGCUAUCGAUCAGCAGAACCCUGCUGUUGAUGAGCAUAAUCUACUUCCUGAUACCCUAGAGAGUGAGAACUACCCACACUAUGUUCUCAAUAGUCACGAGGUGGGAAUGCCAAGUGGAGGCAUGAUUGGUCAGCAAAAUACAAGCUUGAGUUUGUGGGAUUCACCUGGUUCUAGCUCCGCGGGCUUCCUAGCGGAUCAUGAUAGCCUUUUACAGGCCAAAAGGGAACAUUUUGCACCUGCUUUGUCUAUAGGCGGCCCUUUAAUCAUCGAAGGGAGAAGACGAGAAAGCAGUAGUUCAUUGCCUUCACACAACUUAAACAUAGACCUGAACAUUAAUCAGGCUGAUCAAUUUGAGACCGGGAAUGUUGAUAUGGUUCAGAGUAAUGGACACUCUGGGAUGAAUACUUAUCCUCCGAAUAGAGGUCUUUCGACCACUGAAAAUGUUCUUCGUCGUGAAAUUUCUCCUGGUGCUAUAAGAAGUUCCUUGCAUUCUGCAAACUUUUUUGAUGGUACAGCAGGCCAAGAAACCGGUGGAAGUUCUUCACAUACUGUGAACCAUUUUCGGUCAUCUAUCAAGAGAAAGAAUGUUGCUGGAAGUCUCGGAGAGUCUUCUGCCAAUGGGAGUUCACGCAAUCAUUGCCAAAACAAUGAUAUGCUGCUACCUUCGCUGUCCAGUCAUGAAAGUACUGCUAAUUUAAAUAUGACCUCUGUAAACUAUGGUUUUUCAUACCCUCCCAUGGAGCAAUUGGACCAGAAUACUGAUACCUCAGAUGAUGACAUUUUUUCUGACCCUUAUACACUAUCUGGUCAUCUGCAUGAAAGUCAAAGAUUCCUGAGAAAUACCCGGAUGAGAAUAAGCGCCAAUGAGUAUGAGCAAUCACUCUCUAAUCUGCUGCCUGAGGAAAGUUUCAGGUGUUCAGCUCAUCAGCCUGCGCGGCAACAGUCUUCUUUUACGCCAGUGCAACCUAGAGGAGUGAGUUCUUCAGCAAGUUCUCAAAAUCGUCCUCAUGUACCUGCUGUUGCUCAAUUCUCGCAAAGUCUGCAGCGACAUCCAUCAAAUGGUAAUUUCGGUUCAAGAGCAGGGAGUUCUGCUGAUACAAUAAAUCCGACACCUGCUUCACAAGAUCCUGGUAGCAGCCUGGCAAGAAGCAAUCUCCCUGAGCCCUUUAUGCUAGGUCCGUCGUUGUUUACUACUGAUUCAACAAACUUGCUAUCUGCACCCGGAAGCAGAAGUAACCAGCAAAAUCCCGGCUCCAGCUCUACACUUCGAGCUGCUGCAAAUGUAGGACCCCAACAGGUUCCUGGGUUGAAUUCAUCUCAGCCAAGUUCAGCCGCAAGAGGUUCAGCUGAUGUACCCAGGAGAGCCUCACUUGCUGCUAGUGUUUCUCAUUCCAGAAGUCCAAGUAUUGCAUUGCAGCACCGUGGGCAUUCAUCUUCAUCACACGAGAUUCGGAACCAUCAACCAGGAUCAAGCGCUCGUGCAAGUCUGCAACACUACUCCAGGGCAGUUCCUCCCUCUAUUGAUAGGCAAAACCCAGGUUACUUGGACCUUCAGUCUUUUAUGCAGAGCAUCGCUGCUUCAAGAGAAGGAAGCAGGACGGUCUCAGAGCUUCGUAAUGUGGUUGAACAAAUUCGUCAGGGGAGAAGUGCUGCUAGACUGGAGGAUUUUCUUGUUGAUCGUCAACUUAUCAGGAGAGCCAGUUUGGUUGAUAGGCAUCGUGAAAUGCGGCUUGAUGUGGAUAACAUGUCAUAUGAGGAACUGUUGGCACUUGGUGAACGUAUUGGGCAUGUAAGUACUGGACUCAGUGAGGAGAAAAUAAUGAGUGGCUUGAAGCAGUGGAAGUAUCUCCACAUACCAUUGGAGGAACCUGCAACAGUUAUUGAACCAUGCUGUAUUUGCCAGGAAGACUAUGCCGACGGUGAGGACAUGGGCAGGGUGGAGUGCGGGCACUACUUCCACACGGCGUGCAUCAAGCAGUGGCUGGUGAUCAAGAACACUUGCCCCAUCUGUAAAAAGGCAGCGCUGGGCACCUAAACAACCGCCCGCAAGGCCGCUAGCGGCGCUCCUGUGGAAAUCCGCAGGGAUGCCCCCCUCCCCUGUUCCCCCCUUUACUAGACCAAGUGGGUUAUAAGCGGCAAAGCAAGCAUGCAACACCUCUUUUCCUUCUCCCAAGAAGCAACGUCGUCAAGGGCACGACGGGCAGGUGGAAAUUAUACCUAUAGGCGGCGGGGUACCACAUGGCACCCCUCUUACUGAAUGGAAAAGCCGACAUUGGCUGUAGUAGACCUGGAUGGAGUUGGUUUCUGCUUCUGUUCAAACCUAGAUUUGAUGAUAUUCAAAAUUUAUUGAAAUGACAUUGUUACAUUUUAA
This is a messenger RNA of Triticum urartu, 2876 nucleotides long. RefSeq names its product putative E3 ubiquitin-protein ligase HIP1. The record is from RefSeq and is a predicted model, not a curated record. Gene Ontology annotation, molecular function: ubiquitin protein ligase activity. Lineage: Eukaryota; Viridiplantae; Streptophyta; Magnoliopsida; Poales; Poaceae.